Saccostrea cuccullata (small rock oyster) is the source of this 1366-nucleotide messenger RNA. Its product is annotated as 26S proteasome non-ATPase regulatory subunit 4-like. Gene Ontology annotation, biological process: proteasome-mediated ubiquitin-dependent protein catabolic process. Bases 66 to 1226 code for a protein of 386 amino acids. Lineage: Eukaryota; Metazoa; Mollusca; Bivalvia; Ostreida; Ostreidae. The record is from RefSeq and is a predicted model, not a curated record. Gene Ontology annotation, molecular function: polyubiquitin modification-dependent protein binding. The transcript is spliced from 11 exons. Gene Ontology annotation, cellular component: nucleus; proteasome regulatory particle, base subcomplex; cytosol.
AAUGUGAAUUUUUUCCAAUUAUGUCCGAAUAAGAAUUUUUAUCAACUUUCACAUAACUGGCAAAAAUGGUUCUGGAAAGCACAGUUGUCUGUGUUGAUAGCAGUGAUUAUAUGAGAAAUGGAGACUUUGUUCCAACACGAUUUCAAGCUCAGCAAGAUGCUGUCAAUCUUGUGUGCCACUCCAAAACCCGCUCCAACCCUGAAAAUAAUGUUGGACUAAUUUCUAUGGGGAGUUCUGUAGAUGUCUUGGUUACCUUGACAACAGAUGUAGGCCGUCUUCUAAGUAAACUGCAUCAAGUGCAACCCAAAGGCAACAUAAAGUUCAACACUGGAGUCAAAGUUGCUCAUCUUGCACUAAAACACAGACAAGGAAGGAAUCACAAGAUGAGAAUCGUGGUCUUUGUUGGCAGCCCUAUUGAGGAUGAUGAAAAAGAGAUGGUGAAACUGGCAAAGAAACUCAAGAAAGAAAAAGUCAACAUUGACAUUAUUAAUUUUGGUGAAGAGCAAUUAAAUACAGAUAAGCUGACAACAUUUAUCAAUACCAUCAAUGGAAAAGAUGGUAACAGCUGUCAUUUGGUGACGGUCCCCCCGGGCCCUAUGCUGUCCGAGGCUCUGAUGAACUCCCCCGUCCUGGUGGGAGAGGAUGGCUCCGGAGCCGGACUCUCGGCUGUCGGAUUCGAAUUUGGAGUGGAUCCAAACGAAGAUCCAGAAUUAGCACUGGCAUUACGUGUCUCCAUGGAGGAGCAGAGAGCCAGACAGGAGGACGAAGCUAAGAAGGCUAAUCCGGCCGCUCCAACUGAAUCCGCAUCUCAGCCGACAGAAGCAGGAGGGAACAAUGAGGAAGCUAUGUUGGAGCAGGCCUUGGCGAUGUCUGUACAGCAGGAGACUGGAGAUCAGCCUACACCCAGUGUACCAGACUUUGGUUCAAUGACGGAGGAGGAACAGAUAGCGUACGCCAUGCAGAUGUCACUGUCAAACUCCGCUGCCCAGACAACUGAAAAUACCCCAGCCCCUAUGGAUGUCGAUAGCGAAGAAAAAUCAGCUGAUGAUAAAAAAGCAGCGGAUGAGGACUACUCGGAUGUGAUGAAUGACCCCGCCUUCCUCCAACAGGUGUUAGAAAACCUCCCCGGGGUAGACCCCCACGACGAAGCCAUACAAAGUGCCGUUAGUUCUAUGACAAAAGAUGGAAGUAAAAAAGACGAUCAAAAUAAGAAAGAUUCUAAAUAGACAUCUGUUUAGUACAAUCCCAUAUCCUUCUCUGUAUUGUCAUUUUUUGUGAGGCUAAAGAGCAGUCAUUUGUUCAUAAUACUUGUAUAUUUGACAUUUGAAUAAUUUUCAUUAAAAUAUUGAAAGUUAGAAAAUGAAAA